CCGUCGCUUCGCCCAGGGCUUGAUGGUUGCAGCGGACCGGGUGGCUCCAGGAUGUUAGGGGCUGUGAAGAUGGAAGGGCAUGAGAGCAGCGACUGGAAUAGCUACUACGCGGACACGCAGGAGGCCUACUCCUCCGUCCAGGUCAGCAACAUGAACUCGGGCCUGGGCUCCAUGAACUCCAUGAACACCUACAUGACCAUGAACACCAUGACCACGAGUGGCAACAUGACGCCGGCUUCCUUCAACAUGUCUUACGCAAACCCGGGCCUGGGAGCCGGCCUGAGCCCCGGCGCUGUGUCGGGUAUGCCAGGGGGCUCGGCAGGCGCCAUGAACAGCAUGACGGCGGCGGGCGUCACCGCCAUGGGCACGGCGCUGAGCCCGGGCGGCAUGGGGGCCAUGGGCGCCCAGCCGGCCGCUUCCAUGAACGGCCUGGGCCCUUACGCGGCGGCCAUGAACCCGUGCAUGAGCCCCAUGGCGUACGCGCCGUCCAACCUGGGUCGCAGCCGAGCCGGCAGCGGCGGCGAUGCCAAGACCUUCAAGCGCAGUUAUCCGCACGCCAAGCCGCCUUACUCGUACAUCUCGCUCAUCACCAUGGCCAUCCAGCAGGCGCCCAGCAAGAUGCUGACGCUGAGCGAGAUCUACCAGUGGAUCAUGGAUCUCUUCCCCUACUACCGGCAGAACCAGCAGCGCUGGCAGAACUCCAUCCGCCACUCGCUGUCUUUCAACGACUGCUUCGUCAAGGUGGCGCGCUCUCCGGACAAGCCGGGCAAGGGCUCCUACUGGACGCUGCACCCGGACUCGGGCAACAUGUUCGAGAACGGCUGCUACCUGCGCCGUCAAAAGCGCUUCAAGUGCGAGAAGCAGCCCGGAGCUGGGGGCGCUGGUGGUGGCGGUGGUGGCGGCGGCGGCGGCUCCAAGGGAGGCCCCGAAAGCCGCAAGGACCCCUCCGGCGCGGGGAACCCCGGCGCCGACUCACCCCUCCACCGGGGCGUGCACGCGAAGGCUGGCCAGCUAGAGGGCGCGCCGGCCGCGGGGCCCGCCGCCAGCCCCCAGACUCUGGACCACAGCGGGGCCACGGCGACAGGGGGCGCCGCGGAGUUGAAGACUCCAGCCUCCUCUGCGCCCCCCAUCAGCUCCGGGCCCGGGGCGCUGGCCUCUGUGCCCCCCUCCCAUCCGGCGCACGGGCUGGCCCCCCAUGAGUCGCAGCUGCACCUGAAAGGGGAUCCCCACUACUCUUUCAACCAUCCCUUCUCCAUCAACAACCUCAUGUCCUCUUCGGAGCAGCAGCACAAGCUGGACUUCAAGGCUUACGAGCAGGCUCUGCAGUACUCUCCCUACGGCGCCGCCUUGCCCGCCAGCCUUCCUCUGGGCAGCGCCUCGGUGGCCAGUAGGAGCCCCAUCGAGCCCUCAGCCCUGGAACCGGCCUACUACCAAGGUGUGUAUUCCAGACCUGUCCUAAACACUUCCUAGCUCCCGGGACUGGGGUUUUGUCUGCAUGGCCAUGCUGGUAGCAAGAGAGAAUGAAAAACAAACACUCUUCAACAAACAAAACCACAUGUACCAAACCAACAGCAUAAUCAAAUCCCAACUAUUUUUUAUUUUCCGUGCACAACCCCCCCCCCUCCCCAGGGAAAGGACUGUUACUUUAUUAUUGUAUUCAAAACUCUUUAUGUAUAUUAUUGCAAAGACCACACCAACCCCACCAAUUUUUUUUCCUGCAGAGUUUAAUGAUCCACAACUGUAUAUAUAUAUAUAUAAUCCCUCCUUUGCCUUUUUCCCUCUCUCCCUUCUUUCCCCUGCAGACACAUUCUAGUCUUUGCAGGGUUUAUUUAAAAAAGAAAGAAACAUGGUCAAGUUUGUAAAAUAUUUGUUUGUGCUUCCCCCACUCCUCCUUACCUGACCCCAUCAUGCAAGUUUACAGGUAGGUCUGUGGCAAUAUUCUUAAUCUUAAGAAUUGAAAUGGUGAAAAAAGAAGUACUCACUAGGGGCUCUUGAAAGUACUGAAAGACAGUGCUGCAGUUAGGCAGUAAGAUGUAAACAGACUACUACAAAUGGCACAGCCAGCCAUUUGUUUCUCCAGCUUCUAUUUCUGGUUCAGAUAGCAGGUGUCUUUAAGUGAAAUGCACAUAUAUUGUCUAUGGACUUACUCAUGCAAAGAUCUGUAAACAUUCUCCAUACUUUGAGUAACAUAUAGAGGUAAUAGGUAAGUGAUACGCAUACUACAUUUUCAAGAGUUGCCUGACCAAGGAGUUACAAGACCCCCUCCCUCUGUCCUCUCUACCCACUUGGCCCUGGGAACCAAUUCUCAGGAAUUGCCUGCUGAAGAACUCUGCUCUCAUUCCAUGGAGCACCAUGGUCAUGUCAAUCUAAGGUCAUAUGUAUAAAAUUAGCUUCUGUGUAUGUAUUUCCACUUAAAUGAUUUUUUUUCUCAGAAACAAAAGAGGAAUGUCAUAACAUUGAGGAGAGAGAAGUUAUAGGAAACUGUAUUUCAGAAUUGGGUGUAAGGUUCCAAAAUCCUAUUGGUUGUGGCCAUUUUAAUUAUCACCCUCACUAUCCUAGGCCUGUUUCAUCCAGUGUUAAUGCACUUUCCACAGUUGGACAUGGUGUUAGUGUAGCCAAAGGGGUCCCAUUAUUAUUCCUCUUUGCUUUCUCAAUGUUAAUUUAUUGCAUGGUUUAUUCUUUUUUCUUUACAGCUGAAAUUGCUUUGAAUGAUGGUUCAGAUUUGAAAUUAAAAUGUUAAUUUUUAUCAACGUGAUUGUAAUUAAGAUAUUUUGAUCUCAAUAACGAAAAUAAUAUGAGAUUUUAAGCCGUGGAGUAUGUUCCUGAUCAUUUGCAGUUAAGGACUUUAAAUAAAUCAAAUGUUAACAAAAA
Dipodomys ordii (Ord's kangaroo rat) is the source of this 2871-nucleotide messenger RNA. RefSeq names its product forkhead box A1 (gene Foxa1). Gene Ontology annotation, biological process: cell differentiation; anatomical structure morphogenesis; regulation of transcription by RNA polymerase II. NCBI's taxonomy places the organism in Eukaryota, Metazoa, Chordata, Mammalia, Rodentia, Heteromyidae. The record is from RefSeq and is a predicted model, not a curated record. Gene Ontology annotation, molecular function: RNA polymerase II cis-regulatory region sequence-specific DNA binding; DNA-binding transcription factor activity, RNA polymerase II-specific; transcription factor binding. Bases 52 to 1470 code for a protein of 472 amino acids. The transcript has 2 exons.